Messenger RNA from Pestalotiopsis fici W106-1, 795 nucleotides. RefSeq lists its product as uncharacterized. Bases 1 to 795 code for a protein of 264 amino acids. NCBI's taxonomy places the organism in Eukaryota, Fungi, Ascomycota, Sordariomycetes, Amphisphaeriales, Sporocadaceae. The transcript has 2 exons. The record is from RefSeq and is a predicted model, not a curated record.
AUGACGGAUCACGUGGCCGCGGGCGCUCGAGGUCUCAACAGACCGCCGUUGCGGACAUAUAGCAAACGUUCUGCGCCAAAUUCCACCGAGCCCCCAGCCAAAAAACGGCGCGUCGAGUCGAGCAAUGUUGACAUUCACAGCAUUGCUGGCAGAUUUGCACAAAAGCUCGAAGCGGCGUGUCAAUCAAAACAUGAUCCUCAGUCACAAGUGCCUCUGCCGACACCUGCUCAACAACCAAAGAAAGGCACAAUCUUGAGUUACUUCAAAGUCCGAUCGCCGUCUUCGACAACAUCAUCGUCAUGUGCGCAAGUAUCCGAGGUCAUACCACUUUCGUCCACGCCUCCAUCCUCCAUACCCUCUGAAUCAAACGACUCUAGUUGCAAGAAACGUCGAAGAUUGACGACCAAACCGCCCUUACGAAACAGCGACACGAGUAGCCCAGAGUCGGACGACGAUGGCAGCAGCGACACCAAGCAACAGACACAAGUCACGAAGGAUUCCAAGUCCACCGUCCAAGAUGUCAAUGGCAAUCUCAUUGAUCAGGAUCCUAGGGCCAAGGCAGAAAGGCCAGACGCUCGGGAAAGGGGCACUAAGAAAGGAUCAAAAUCCAAGAAAGCCACGGUGCAGACGACUUUAAGCCUGUCUUUGACUGAAAAGCAGUUCAUCGAGUGCAACGAGUGCAACAUGUUGUACAACCCAUAUCAUGAGAAGGAUCUAAAGAUGCACAAGAAAAGACAUGCUGCAGUGAUGAAGGCAAAUAAAGCAAAAGGCAAGGAUGAAGCAUGCUCUCACUAA